This is a messenger RNA of Vanessa atalanta (red admiral), 2223 nucleotides long. RefSeq lists its product as uncharacterized. The record is from RefSeq and is a predicted model, not a curated record. Lineage: Eukaryota; Metazoa; Arthropoda; Insecta; Lepidoptera; Nymphalidae. Bases 1 to 2187 code for a protein of 728 amino acids. The transcript is spliced from 16 exons. Gene Ontology annotation, molecular function: protein binding.
AUGUCCAUAAAAUCGCAAAAGUCAUUAAAUGACGAGUGCUCUGAAAUAUUUGAGAAGAGUUACUCAGUGAGGAGUGACUCGAAUGAAAGCCUCUCCUGUGAUGAAGACGAGGAUUCCUUAUCCAGGGAACUUUUGAAGAAACUCACCCCGGCCGUGCACAGCAAACUCAGGCGUAGCUUUAAAAAAGCUAAAGAGAGAAACGCAGCGAGAGAUAUCGAACGCCGAGUAGAGGAGGUGAUGCGAACCGCUGCGGCAGAAGAAGGCAUAGAAUUUGCGACGCCGGCGACGAGGCAACCCAACACGUUGUACCUGGACGAGACGAGCUUUGUGGCAGCUUUGGAAAACAUUUUUGGUCAUCACAAGUACACAACCCAUGCGCACCAGCUUUUCCAAGCAUUAGACGCGUUUGGUAGCGGGCGAGUGUGGUGGAAGCAGGUAGUAGCGAAACUGGUAGCAGCAGGCGCAAGGAGUACCACCUCCAGAUGUGAGAGAUGGAGCCCCGUCAGCAUUGGAGGGAUGAUGAAGCUGGAACACUGUAAGAGGGAAACGAUAAUAAAACUCGUAAAUAUAGAGAGAGAGCACUCUUUUUGCUACGCGGCGGUGACGAGGGGAGGUCGCGUGGGAGUGUACAGCGGAGAACUGCAGCUUCUAAGCUCUUACGAAGACGUCCAGUGUCUGUUACUGUCGGCAUCGGAUCGCAGCUUGACCAUAUACGAUGUGACAACUCUGACGCACACGCCACUCUACUGCAUCACUGGAUUACCCAACAUACCCACAUGCCUGACAUACAACCCAACCAUGAACGGCGGUAACGAGUCCGAGCUGAUCUUCGGCACGGAGAGAGGCGAUCUCACAAAAGUCCGGUUCCUACAACCUCGUGUUUCACUCCUUUUUAUGAAGUUGCCAGAUAAUAUCAAUUACUACUACUGGAUGGAGCUCUUCAAUGCUCCCCAUACAUCCUACUGCAGCAUCACAAAUUGGCGGAAAGUCCAUUCACGCUCUGUCAGACGCGUGAGACACGCGCGAGAUGGCGAUAUUGUGCUGUCCUGCUCGCACGACACGUCAGUCAGCGUUCGCUCGAGACAUGCUCUCGGAAAACUAGCAGAUUAUGUGUUUAAAGUGCAAAGAGGCGUCUCCUGCUUCCAUAUGGUGCCCUCAUUGCACAUGUUGGUGACAGGAAGUCCGGACGGAAUUGUUCGUUUGUGGGAGAGUCCUCAGAGCUCGCCAUUCGCUUCUCUUUCUAUUCCUGGAUCUCCAGCUGUACUUGAUGUCGCUGUCGUCGUCGCUUUGGAAAUUAUCGUUGCUUAUUGCAGUAAUUGUUAUUUGCAUAUUUGGGAUUUGUAUGAAGAGUGCCUUCUUCAAACCGUCAAAAUCAAGUUCCCUUUUCUUGGAGUGUUGGGCAAGAGGGUGGAGUUCGGGACCUACUCAAUACAUGCUGGUCCUCCCCGAAGAGAAGAAAUCGAUGAAGAUGUUCAGGGUAUUUUGGACGCGACGAGUUCACGGCGUGGUUCGAGUGUGUACCGAGGUUCCACGGGGGGAUUGAUACUAAUGACAGAACCAGCUCAAGCUUCUUGGGAUCAGAGGGGACUGGAGCAAGAUCCAGAAAAUAUCCGAUUCAAUCGUUCCGAACUCUUAAUAACCUGUUGUGACUACGUCUGUAUCAUCGUUCUCCGAGACAAUCACGGGUCUCCUCUGCCUCCGCCUGGUGACACACUGAGAGCUAGACGACCUUCGUUUUGGGAACUACCUGCUGAUUUAAUGUCGCCAAUCGUACCGGUGACUGCCAAGCCUGCACCACCAUCACCGAAGCUCCUUAAGCCAGUAGCGAUUAAACAAUCAACACAAGAUCUCGAUGAGCUCUUAGAGAAAGCAGGACUGCGAGGAAUAUUGGAAAAGGACUUUGUAUUAAUGCAAGGUCUCAAACACGACUUGAACAAGAAACUGUACGAAAUGGAGGCAAAUAAAGAAGCCAUUCGAUCAGCGGUGACCGCCGGCGCGCCGUACCUCGCGCUAAGAAACUACGAACCAGAACCGCUACCGACUUUUGAAGAUCUUGCAGAAGAAUGUUCACGGGUCAUGAGAAUACUCCCAGGCUCCAGCGUCAUCGCAUCGCCGUCGGGAAGCGAGUUCUCUUCGCCGCGGAACUCUAAGUCUUUUAAAUUAUGUAAAGUGAAGAAUAGUACAUAAAUCGAUUAAUCAGUUAAACAUAACAGGUUCGUAUUU